AUGUCGUCGAAUAAUAGGUUCAAUAUUAAGAGACCUGAUACUAGUGUUCGGGAUAAGAAGUUGGAGACUCUUAAUGCUCAGUUGAAGAAGGUGGAGCAAGAGAUUGUUCUUGUUCGUAAGCAAAUUGAGGACAGCCAGGUUUCGGAUGGAUCUCAGAGCAGCAAGCAGAAAUUGCAUGACCAGUUGAAGGAUAUUAUCAAGACGCAGUCUGAUCUCAAGUUCAAGAGACAACAGAUCCAUGAUCGUAUCAAGCAAUUGGAUGGGCAGAUUAAGCGCAAGAGUGGGGAGAUUGCGGAGAAGGUUGGUAAGAAGUUACAGUAUCAAUCACCAGGGGAGAUUAAGCAACGGUUGGAGCAGAUCGACGAGGAGAUUUCAUCGGGAGAUUUAUCUUUGGUUGAGGAGAAAUUGAGGGUCAAAGAGAUGCAAUCCUUGAAUAAGCUGUCCAAGGAUUUGCAGCACAUCGAGCCUGUCAAGAAGUCCAUUGAGAAAGAUAAGGAAACUAUUGUUGAGUUGAAGCAGGAGUUGAAUGGAUUGAACUCUAAGGAAGUUUCAGCGCAGUUUGAAUCUACUCAAUCUAAGCUCAAUCAAUUGCAGUCCGAGAACCAGCUCAUUUACGACCAAAGAUCCAAGCUGUUCACCAAGAGAUCUGCCUUGUACAAUAAGCGUGACGAGAUUUUCACUCAGAUCAAAAAGAUUAAGGGUGAUUUCGAAAACGAGUUCAAGUCGUACAAGAAGAAGUUGGAUGAAGAACGCAUGAAACGUGAGGAGGAGCAGAAGUUGUCACGUUUGCUGGAAGAGAAGGAGGAAAAGAUGAGCAAGUUGCAAGAAAAGUUGAUUCAUGCUAGAAAGCCUGCCUUCACCUACCAGAUUAAUGUCAUUGAAACGGCCUUGUUCUCUUUGGAUCCUACUUUUGUCAAACCUGCUGCGAACAACAUCGAAUUCCCUGGCGCCCAAACCGCCAAAACCAUUAAGAAGGUGGAAGCAGACGAUUUGGUCCCCAUUGUUAAAGAAAGGGAGGAGUUUUUCCCAUCUGCCGGGAAAUCUAAAAAGAACAAAAAGAAGAAUGCCUCUGCAAGUUCUGCCUCUGCCUCUUCCGCCUCUACUAAGUUCUCCUUGGAACCAACGUUGAUCGCCAUUCUUGCAGACUUGGACGUUUCUGUCCCUAUGACCAAGGAUGAUGUACCAAUUACUGUCGAACAGUUGAAGAAGAAGUACGAAGACUUUUUGUCUAGACAAGACCAGCAGACUGACAAGAACAUUGCCGAAGCAGAAGCCCAAUUGGAUAAAUUGGAAUUGGAAUACAAUGCGAAGGAACAAGAAAUUAAAAAGGAAUUAGAAGAAAAAAGGGCAAAGGAACAAGCUGAAAAGGAAGCUGCAGAAGCCCAGUAA
Molecule: messenger RNA, 1389 nt
Organism: Eremothecium cymbalariae DBVPG#7215
Lineage: Eukaryota; Fungi; Ascomycota; Saccharomycetes; Saccharomycetales; Saccharomycetaceae
Gene: BFR1
Product: Bfr1p
Exons: 1
Coding region: 1-1389 (462 amino acids)
Biological process (GO): intracellular mRNA localization
Cellular component (GO): nuclear outer membrane-endoplasmic reticulum membrane network; endoplasmic reticulum; ribonucleoprotein complex
Molecular function (GO): mRNA binding
Source: RefSeq, a predicted model, not a curated record